Messenger RNA from Branchiostoma belcheri (Belcher's lancelet), 540 nucleotides. Its product is annotated as collectin-10-like. Bases 33 to 524 code for a protein of 163 amino acids. The record is from RefSeq and is a predicted model, not a curated record. Lineage: Eukaryota; Metazoa; Chordata; Leptocardii; Amphioxiformes; Branchiostomatidae. The transcript has 3 exons.
GGCCAACAGGACCCCCUGGAGAAAGGGGACCCAUGGGGCCGACUGGCCCUGUGUCUACCGGGCCUCCUGGGCCUCCAGGACCCGUUGGGCCGCCUGGUCCUGUCGUACCGCCCAAGUGCAAUGAAGAAUCUUGUCCCGAAGGCUUCUGGAAUGGGAACGGAGUCUGCUACAAGAUGUUCCACUCCCCUUUGGUCUUCAGCGAAGCGGCCACGACCUGUCGUCUUCACGGCGGUACCCUCGCCAUGCCCCGAGACCCAAUGUCCAACCUCCUGAUCAGAGGGGGACAGAGUCACCAAUUCUGGAUCGGGCUGAACGACCGGCGUGUAGAUGGGUUCUUCGAGUGGAUAGAUGGCACUCCUCUCGGGAGCUACAGCUUUUGGGGUCCGGGACAGCCGGAUGACAGAAAUCAUGAAGACUGUGUCGAAUUUCGUUACUUCAAUAAGAAAGGAGAGAGCUAUUGGAACGAUAUGCCAUGCGACUACAGCCUACCCUUCAUGUGCCAAGUCAUUCCAGGACAAACCUAGGCGGCAGACAGAACAG